AUGGCAUCGUGCACCUCCAGUGAGAUCCAUGCUGACCUCGAGGGCCUGCCCAGCUCUGCGUUCAACGGGGCUGACGAGGCAUCGCGCCAGCAGUGGAUGGACACAGUGCUGGCUGCCGAGGUCAAUCCGCGCAGCAAGCACGACGUUCGGUUCUUCACUGGGGUGGCCCGUCUCCUGGCGGACACCGUGCACAGCGCGCAGCCCGAAGACUUCGCCGACGAGUAUGUGCGCGAAGUCAUCAAAACAGGUUUCAGACCUGGAGAUUUGCCUUUCGCUUCGGAGGGCAAUCCAGAGAGCUGGAAGGCGUUCCAGGUCACUCCAGCGAUGGUCGUUUGUGCUCUGCGCGUGCAGGCGGCGUGCGCUGGAAGCACUGCGCAGACGCGCCGCGCUGGUGGGGGCUCUGGCGCUGGUGACUCCGACGAUGGCUUCAAGGAGGCGGUCAAAGAGUUUGUGAAGGCACAAACCGAACAGGCCACAAAACAUGUCCAAAAGGGCCUCAGCUUCACUCUCGCUGAGCGCACGACCGAGGUCGGGCUGGGCCUGUUCGCCAAGCAGGGCUUACCCAGCGAAGAGCUCUUGGCAAAGUGGGAGACGGCAGGGAAGGCUGCGGCAGACCGGGGCCGGCUGUACAUCGGUAUCUUCGAUGGCGACGAUUACCAGGCGGUGCACCGGCCGUUCUGGAGCCGGUCUCCCAAGAUCGACGCCGUUGCAGGGCAUGGCUCCUUGGAGGACAAACUCAAGGAGACUCUCGAGAUGAAGAAAAAUGAGAAGCUGGGCCACGUGCUCGCGUGGGGUCUAAAACUGGUCCUGAUGAAGACGUGCUCGCAGACGCACUUGCUCUCCUUCGUGUAUCUGCUGACAAGGGUCGCGGAAGAGCACGGCGGCGCCUUCACGGCCUACCACUACGACCUCUUGGCCAGGAAAGCCAUGGCCCAGAAACUCGAGCAUGAGGAGGGGGAUGUGCUGCAUUUCUUCUUCAAGCUGGACCGAGACCUUCUCAACGAAGCCAAGGGAAAGGCAGUGGCCGCGGCCAGCGAAGCAGCCAAGUUCACCAACUCGAAGGGUGGAGGCUUUGCGGCCUCGAAUUCCAAGGGCGGUGGCAAAGGCGGCGGCAAGACCGCAGUCAAGGGCGAGAGCGAUCAGCCCAGA
Messenger RNA from Prorocentrum cordatum, 1149 nucleotides. Lineage: Eukaryota; Dinophyceae; Prorocentrales; Prorocentraceae. The record is from the annotation of a GenBank genome assembly.